AUGAAGUUCCUGUAUGCAUUGCUGGUGUUGGGUAUCUUAGCUUCCGUGGAAGCCGGUGGAUAUGGACGGCGUCCGCGGCCAAGACCUAUAUAUAAAGGAUACGGUAAAGGUCGUGGUGGUGGCGGCGGCGGUGGCGGUGGAUACUGGUAUGGAGGGAUGGGUGGAUUAGGAAUGUCUGGAGGAUACUAUCCCAGUAUGAAUUCUGGAGGAUAUUACGGUGGAUAUCCUUCCUAUUCAGGGGGAUACAAUGCUGCCGGAGCCGGGUACCCUUCCUACGCUGGUAUGUCCGCAGGUUACCCCAUGUCUACCGGUGGAUAUUAUUCCGGAAGUUACCCCAUGUCUAGCGGUGGAUAUUAUUCCGGAGGUUAUCCCAUGUCUAGCGGUGGAUAUUAUUCCGGAAGUUACCCCAUGUCUACCGGUGGAUAUUACUCCGGAGGUUACCCUAUGGCUGCCGGUGGAUAUUACUCCGGAGGUUACCCUAUGUCUAGCGGUGGUUUUUAUUCCGGUUUCGGUGGCGGAUUUUCCGAUGGUGGUGUAAUCUCGUCUGGUACUGCUAUACCAGCGGCAGGCGCUGUUAGUGGACUCGGGGCCACAGCUGGAACCUCCUUGGCUACCGCUAUCGGCUCAAUAGGAACAUUUGGAACAGGCGGAGCUUCUGCUGGCUACUAUCCUAUGCAGACUGCUGGGUCUGGAACUUAUGCAGGUUGACGAAAUUCACCACUGAUGUAAUUAGUUGUUCUGGAAGAGUUGCUGGCCUCGUGUUCAUGCAUUUUUUACAAUAAAUUAUUUCAGUAUCCCCUGUUGAUCAUGAAUUGUUGCUAGCAAUAUUCUUUUGCAAUAAAGUAUUCUAUAAUACCUGUA
Messenger RNA from Ostrea edulis (European flat oyster), 861 nucleotides. Its product is annotated as prisilkin-39-like. The transcript has 3 exons. The record is from RefSeq and is a predicted model, not a curated record. Lineage: Eukaryota; Metazoa; Mollusca; Bivalvia; Ostreida; Ostreidae. The coding region runs from base 1 to 708 and encodes 235 amino acids.